AUGUGUGGACCAGGUGAAGUUGAUGAUGAUCUAGAACCCGAAACAGCUGAAGAAUGUGCUAAAUAUGGCAAAGUAGUAAUGUGUAUGAUUUAUGAAUUGCCUGAAGCUCCGGAUGAUGAAGUAGUUCGUAUUUUUGUGGAAUUCGAAUCUGAAGAAGCAGCAACGAAAGCGGUACUCGAUCUAAAUGGCCGAUUUUUCGCUGGACGUGUCGUGAAGGUUGGAUUUUACGAUGCAGAAAAAUUCAGGAAUUUGGAACUCGCCGAUGCGCCAUUGUCUACAUAA
Molecule: messenger RNA, 282 nt
Organism: Schistosoma curassoni
Lineage: Eukaryota; Metazoa; Platyhelminthes; Trematoda; Strigeidida; Schistosomatidae
Source: the annotation of a GenBank genome assembly